AUGGCGAGCCGUGCCCCGUCCUGGAUGCUGGGCAGCAGGAACGGCUUUUUCCUGCAGAGCUCGCGCUGUGUGAGUGGGUGGAGCCUGUUGCUUUGUCUCAGCAGUUCGGAGAGAAGCUGUCUGCGGAGGAUCUCCUUCUCUCACCUGCAGCAGCAUCAGACGGUGAACCGGUUGCCCGCGGUGAUGGAGGCGUUCUCGGACGCAGGCGGAGGUCUCUGUCACUUCUACACUCGCUCACACCUGACAGGAUCUGAGUUACCCAUGAGGCCACAUGCCUGUGGAUCGACCAAUCAGAAGCUGCAGCUUCCUGCCUACAGUCGCUCACCUGUCGGAGCCCCGCCUGCCGCUCUGGUUGCCGUGGUGAAUGUUUACGUCCUGGUGACGUCAGUGAAGCCGCUGACUUCCUUCCUGCAUGACAUCAGCGUGGUGACAACCAAUCAGAAGCAGGGAGGGCGACCCAAAAAGCUCAGACACUUCCUGCUGCAGCAGCUGGGCCCAAACACCUCCCAUGAUGCUUUGGGGCAAAUAAAGAAGGUGAUCGGUGAAGUUCUGCAGGCGGCCGUGUCGACCAAUGAGAAGCAGCAAACCCUCAGCAGGUGUGUGUUGUGUUACCAGCUGGUGACCUUCACUCUGCUCUUCAGCGGCUCCGUCUCACCUAUCAUAGUUCAGGUGGAAACUGAUGUGACGUUUUCUUCUCUGAGCGCCGACACUUUGAGGGACAGAUCACCAGAGACGAGAUCCUUGAGGACACGCUGCUCCACCUGCACCUGUCCCCCGCAGGGACACAGUACGGUGGCUGCAGAGGGACACAUGACGUCUCGGCAGAUGAAGACGCCUUCAGCUUUUCAACUGCUGUAUCCCAGCUCCUCCUCUUCCUCUUCCUCCUCCUCCGGUCCUCUCAGAGUCUCAGAUCUUUUGAUCAGGAUCAGCCGUCACUACGAGCUUCAGAGAAACCAAAGCUACAGAACUGAUGAAACAGAAGAACGGACCAAUCAGGAGCCAGCUCUGUCUUCUUCACGGGAUGGGUUUGACGGUAGAGGCCCCUGUGUGGACCCCCACCUGCGUCAGAUCUACACCGACCCCCCCCUCACUCUGACCCCGCCCUUUAGCCCCCGGGUGAAGGAGUACCGGGCGGAGGUGACCUUCGACACGGUGACGGUUCGAAUCCGCCCGCAGCCCGUCAGCGCAGCCUGCAACGUCCACCUGGACGAGCACCGGGGCCCCAGGAUGGCGAACUACCCGGUCGGCCUCGGCGACAGCAUUAUCAGCAUCCUGGUGACUGAUGACGGCGAGCCAGAGCCCGUCGUCAUGACGAUCUACACCGUGCACGUGUACCGCGAGAGCCGCCCCAGCCUGCCCAUGUUCGGGGAUCAUGUGACGUGCAGCUUUCUGCAGGACUGUGGUCUGCUGGUGCAGCCCGGCCUCUCUUGUGGUCUGCAGCCUCUCAUCAGUUCUCACAGUCCACCUCAGAGCUGCAGCUCAGGACACACAGCAGGUCGGUGGGUGGUGCCGUGUCUCAGCUGUUCUGACGACAGGACGUGUGAUUGGAGAGAUGUUUCCUGGCAGCCAGACGGCUGUUACUACCCGCUGGUGGACCCCCCCCUGCUGCAGGACUGUCUCACAGACAGGAAGGUGUUGUUUAUUGGCGACUCGACCAACCGUGGGAUGAUGUACUUUCUGAUGGAGCGGGUGAACUCCAGCCUGCAGGUCUGGGGGAAGUCCCACGACCUGCAGGUGUACGAGCACCUGAACGUGGGCCGGACCCUGGUCAGCUACUCGUACUACCCUCAGUUCUGGGUGGAGAAGAAGCAGAGACCCAUCUUCAGACAGGCGCUGCUGCAGCUGAUCGACAGGUCGCGCCCUCUGGUGAACUCUAACCGGACGGUGCUGGUGGUGGGAGGAGUCCAGUGGCUCAACACGGAUCACCUGAGAACCAUCAGCGAGGUGCUGAACAGCGAGUCUCUCGGUGACGUCCUGGUGGUGGUGAAGUCUCUGGGCAUGGGUUUCCAUCUUCCUGUGGACGGGAUCCGAUCUCUCAGUCUGAAAGAGAUCCAGGACCUCUACAUAGAGAAUCAGAACAUUAUCGCCACAGCAAAGCAUCAUGGGUACGAGGUGAUCGACACGUUCAGCAUCACGAUGGGUCGACACAAAGAGUUCCUGCAGGGACGUUGUGCCUGCCACUUCCAUGAGGUGGAGAAGUUCAGAUCCUCCAGAACUGGUCCUGAACUCAGCAGCCGAUCAGCCGUGCAGGACACGGACCAGGAGGCGUGGCCUAGAGCCUCGUCCUAUCACGUGAGAGGACCAGUGAACCAGGUGUACUCUGAGAUCCUUCUGAGCCGCCUGUGUCCCAGAAACUAGAGAGAGAGAGAGAGAGAGUGAGAGUGUGUGUGUGUGUGUGUGUGUGUGUGUGUGUGUGUGUGUGUGUGUGUAUGUGUGUGUGUGUGUGUGUGUGCGCGCGUGCAGCAGGGUCUCGAUGCUCAACUGAAAGAGUCAUAAGAAAUUAUGCAAAAAGAAAAUUUUUCCACUUUGAUCCUCCAGGUGGACUCAGAGGUGUGAUUGUACUUUAGAUUUUAUUUUGUGAUUUUAAAUACAAAACAACUUCUUAAAGUGAAAAAGAAGAAACUUCCAGAGUUAAAGGUCCAAGGUGAGAACAAAACAAUAAGAGACAAAUAAUCAUCAUCAACAUAUAUAUUAUUUUCUCAUGUAAUUUACACUAAAGAGUUUCUCGUUCCAAAAAUAAACUUUUUAGUGUUUUAUUUUCUGUACCAGAAGCUCUUACAGCUUGUUUCUAAUGCAAAUAUGUAUUAGUACUAGAUAGUUUCUUGUGCACUAACUAGUCUCUAAAGUGUGCUAAUUAGGAGGAGCUAGUUUGCUUGGUUGCUAACUUGUAUCUGAUGUACACCAGCUAGUGUCUAAUAUGUACUAGCUAGUUACUUAUGCACACUAACUUGUUUUAGUGCACACUUACUAGUCUCUAGUGCACAGUAACUAGUCUCUUUAACUAAUCUCUAAUGUCUCUAAUGUUCAGUUAGUUUUUGUGUCUCGUGUCAACAGUUUUUCUGUGUCAGUGUUCAGGAGAACGUCCUCUCCGACAUGAAUAUCUCAUAUUUAAUCAUAAUAUCAGAUCUUUGUGCCUCCAUAUAUAUAUUUCUUAUUUAUUGACUUAUGUGUAUAUCAGAUAAUAUUCAGAACCAAAGACGUGAUGAUAACUUUGUUUAUCAUCUGAAGGAAAUGUCUUAUUUGUUCCUGCUUAUGUUUCUAUAUUUUUCUACAGAUGUACAUUGUGCCUUUAUCUCUGUUUACAUGCUGCAACAUAGAAUAUAUAAAUAUUUAUAUGAAUGUUAUGAUUCUCUUCUGCUCUCUGAAAUAUGAAAAUGUUUACCAGAAAGCAAAACACAAAAACACAAUUAAUCAAUAACAAAGAAACUCGACUGUGAAGAUAUGAAAUCUGUUUUAUUUUUUAACAAAAACUCUUUAUUCUGUUUAUAACAUGAAUGUUUAAGAAUCUCACCUAAAAAUAUGCUUUUUCUACUUAAAACCUUCUCAAAUUCACCCUUUUUAAAAACAGUGUAAAUUGUGUUUUUAUACAUUUUAACAUAUCCUUUGCCAUGAAAGUUAUUUGUGUCAUAAAACUGAAAGGUUA
Molecule: messenger RNA, 3643 nt
Organism: Cottoperca gobio
Lineage: Eukaryota; Metazoa; Chordata; Actinopteri; Perciformes; Bovichtidae
Gene: cped1
Product: cadherin-like and PC-esterase domain containing 1
Exons: 21
Coding region: 1-2358 (785 amino acids)
Source: RefSeq, a predicted model, not a curated record